Molecule: messenger RNA, 1080 nt
Organism: Suillus discolor
Lineage: Eukaryota; Fungi; Basidiomycota; Agaricomycetes; Boletales; Suillaceae
Exons: 3
Coding region: 1-945 (314 amino acids)
Biological process (GO): heme oxidation
Molecular function (GO): heme oxygenase (decyclizing) activity
Source: RefSeq, a predicted model, not a curated record
AUGGAGGUCAACAAUGACUACGAUUUUUCACUUCCAAUGGCGUCGUUGCUUCGGGCUGGUACGUCCAAGGCUCAUGAAUCCGCAGAGCAUAGUCAAGGCGGCGUCCGGCUCGCAAAGGGUGAGCUGGACAAGCAAGAAUACGUGUAUUUCUUGAUGAUGCUGUGGCACGUAUACGCCGAACUUGAGCGAGGUCUAGAGACGCACGCGUCAUACCCAACGCUACAACCAACGUAUAACCCUACAUUGCUUGCCCGCACUCCGAGUCUCUCUCAAGACAUAUCACAUUUACUUGGGGUCCCUGAAGCAGAAUGGCAGACGCACCCAUCGCACAGCUCGUUGAUGGCGUCACCUCCCAAGCCUUUUGUGGAAUAUACCACGCGCCUCCGAGAGCUUUCUGAGUCUUCAGAUCCCACAUGUUUACUUGCACAUGCUUACGUCCGCUAUCUCGGUGACAUGAGUGGCGGCCAAUUCAUACGGCGACGUAUAGCCAAGGCAUAUGACCUAGAUGCGGAUCGAGGAGAUGGUAUACAAUUUUACGAUUUCAAGAAAUUGGACAGCAGUGAAUCUGCGAAUAUGGGGGAUCUCAAGAAAAUCAAGGAAUGGUACAGAGAUGGACUGAACGCUGGUAUUGGUGAUGAUACCACAUUGAAAGCGGCCGUAUUGGAAGAGGCCAACAAGGCCUUCAAGCUGAAUGCCAGUAUCUUCGAUCUACUGUCAGGGGAGGGGCGAAUUCAGGAACCACAGCAGCCAGCUGUCUCAGUGCCGAAACAGGCUAAGGCACUAUAUGACCCAAUAUUAGUUUCUUUCGGUGGCCUCCUUUCAGUGGCAAUGACUGUGGGCCUGGCUCAUGUCAUAUAUAUGGGCGCUAGCACCACCAGUACUAGUGGCAAUUGCGUGCUCAGGGGUGCUGAGUAUUGGUUACGAAGCAUUCUGUCGAUUGCAUAAUGAUUCCGAGAUGCAUUUUAACGAAUGGGAUGGUUUGGAAUGGGCAUUCUAGAUCUCAAGUUGUAGCAUACAUAUCGUCAUAAGACAGGCUUGCGUGUACAUACUAUAAUGACAGUUUCAUGAAAUGGCCCUGCU